Messenger RNA from Empidonax traillii (willow flycatcher), 1014 nucleotides. RefSeq names its product transmembrane 6 superfamily member 2-like. Gene Ontology annotation, biological process: regulation of lipid metabolic process; lipid homeostasis. Bases 46 to 732 code for a protein of 228 amino acids. Lineage: Eukaryota; Metazoa; Chordata; Aves; Passeriformes; Tyrannidae. The record is from RefSeq and is a predicted model, not a curated record. Gene Ontology annotation, cellular component: endoplasmic reticulum membrane; endoplasmic reticulum-Golgi intermediate compartment membrane. The transcript has 6 exons.
AGGAAGAACUACAGGAGCCUGGGGCUCUUCUGGCUGGGCUCGCUGAUGAUGAGCAUCGUGGUGUUCCUGCUGGGGAACAUGAUUGGGAAAUACAGCUCCGAGCUCAGCCCUUCCUUCCUGCUCAACCUGCCCUACGUCCUCCUCCUGCUCUGGGCCGGGGUGAGGCUGUUCCAGCAGCCCAAGGAGCUGCUGUGCCUCAGCCCAGAGAAGGUGGCAGAGGAGCAAAGUAAACCCCUGUACAGGCGGCCCCAGGACGUGGCCCUGGUCCUGGUGCUGCUGCUCAUGGCCUCCUUCACCUUCUUCAGGGGGAUGGUGGUUCUGGACUGUCCUGCUGACUCGUGCUUCGACUACAUCUACCAGCACGAGCCGUACCUGCGCGACCCCGUCGCCUACCCCAAAGUGCAGAUGCUGAUCUACAUGUUCUACGCCCUGCCCUUCUUCCUCCUCUGCAUCUACGGGCUGGUGCUGCCCGGCUGCUCCUGGCUGCCCGACUGGAGCCUGGUGUUCGCCGGUGCCGUGGCACAGGCUCAGUUCUCCCACCUGGGCUCGUCGCUGCACGCCCGGACCCCCUUCCCCUACCAGACCCCCGACGACGUCCUGUGGAGCUUCCUCCUCUCCAACAUCCUCUACGCGCUGGGCCCGCAGCUCCUGGUGCUCCGCUGCCUGCGCCGCCCCGCCUUUUUCCUGCCCCCUGCUCCUGCUGCCCUGCUCCGGGCAAAGAAACACCAGUGACAGGUCCUGCCCACCCUGGGGGCUGCUGUGCCCACCCUGAGGGGCUGCUGUGCCCACCCUGGGGGCUGCUGCCCGGUGACCCCAGUCCUGUUCCACCACAGAGCGGAGGGUCCCGGCUGCCAGAGGUGUCCCCAGGGGUGCUCUGGUGGUCCCCCCCGCUGUCCCAAAAGGCCGUGGGGGACCUCAGGAUGCUCUGAGGGGACGUGGCUGCAGCCACAGCCCUGCCCUCGCCCAGGGGGGUCUCACUGGUGGGGGUGUCCCCUCCCGGCGGGUCCCGGGGGG